Molecule: messenger RNA, 922 nt
Organism: Trematosphaeria pertusa
Lineage: Eukaryota; Fungi; Ascomycota; Dothideomycetes; Pleosporales; Trematosphaeriaceae
Product: PR-1-like protein
Exons: 3
Coding region: 97-720 (207 amino acids)
Cellular component (GO): extracellular region
Source: RefSeq, a predicted model, not a curated record
GCUGGUUAACUGCACUCCCCUACGCCCUCGGCUCCAUCCUCGACCUCCCGCAUCCCUAACCACCGGUGGCUGCCCUCGUCAUCCUAGUCAGUCAGUAUGAAGCUCUCCGCAAUCCUCGCCCUAGCAGCCGCCCAUGGCGUGGCCGCUGCGCCGGCCAAGGGCGUCGAGGCCCGCGCCCAGGUCGACGGUGCCGCGCCGCAUGUCGACGACCCCAAGUUUAUCGGCAUCGUCAUGGACGCCCACUGGUUCUGGCGCAAAGUCCACUGCGCCCAGGACCUGGUGUGGAAUGCGACGUUGGCCCAGGAGGCCCUUGAAUCCGUUAGUGUCUGCACCCACGGCUUGCAGCACGACCGUGGUGGUAGUAAUCUCUCUGGCGUCGGGCCGUCGCCCGGAAACUACGACGCGUGGAUCGAGUUCGCCCGCAACUCUAUUCACGGCUGGCACGAAGAAGAGCGAUUGUACCCCUACUCGCAGCCCCACUACAACGAUGCGUGGGGCCACUUCUCUCAGAUGGUGUGGCGGGACAGCUCGCAGAUCGGCUGCGCUCUUGGGCACUGCAAGGACAGUGGCGACGGCGCGGUUCAAUGGCCAGGCCGCAUAUACUGCUUCUACUUGAGAGCCGGAAACAAUUUCGCCGGGAACCAGUUCGAGCUGAACGUCUUCCGUCCAGUCUGCGCACCCCCAUCUCGUCAAGAGAUGGAGCGCCGAUACGGCUACUAGAGCACCACACCAGUCCUCUCCUGUCAACUCACGGAGCACCUCCAUCGCGAGCUGCUCGAACGAUGACUCGGGGCCAACGGCGGGUCCAUUAAACUAGACGACGGCAUGCCCUGCAGGUGGAUGUCUCUCAUUUGCGGAGCCCUGUUCUAUCCUUCCACAGGAUAUCUUCUUUUCCUUCUUCUUCUUCCUCUCCCUGUGCUUC